CAUCAUUUUGAGCAUCCCAAACACACACAUGCCUGCGGCAUUAGGUAUAGCAGACUCCGAGCUUGUUGGCGCGACGGAAACUGCUACUGUGCUUUUAAAUUGACAAGGACAAAUCGUUCAAGAUGGAGGCGAUCAAGCUUCAGAGGAAGUAUCCUCAAUUCUCCCAGGAGGAGAUGAUGGGCCUCAUCUCCAAGUUCCGCGCCAUCGACGUGGAGGAAAAUGGCAGCGUUGCACGGCAGGACGUCAUCAAGGCGAUGGAAGAGAGCAAAGAGGCUUCGUAUGACCAGGUCCGAGAGACGCUCAAGGAGGUCGCCAUUGACAGCAGUGGCCGGGUUGAGCUGGAUGACUUUGUCGAUUUAAUGGCAAAGCUGCGCGCAGGUCGUAACGUCGGAGCUGGUGUCGUGACCAAAGGCAAGGUCACCGUUAAGGGUGCCAAUGCUUCAACUCAGCACACCAUCAAUGAGGACGAGCGGUCCGAGUUCACACGGCAUAUCAACUCCAACCUGUCCGGAGAUCCAACGAUUGGGAACCGCUUGCCAAUCCCGAUGGACACAUUCCAGCUAUUUGACGAAUGCCGUGAUGGUCUCAUUCUCUGCAAGCUUAUCAACGAUGCAGUCCCGGACACGAUCGACGAGCGUGUUCUCAACAUCGGCAAAGGCACCAAGCCACCGAAUGCGUUCCAGAUGACUGAGAACAAUAACAUCGUUAUCACCUCAGCUAAGGCCAUCGGAUGCUCUGUCGUGAACAUUGGGCCACAAGAUUUAAUCGAUGGAAGGGAGCACCUCAUUCUUGGCCUCAUCUGGCAGAUUAUCCGAAGGGGUCUUCUCAGCAAGAUCGAUCUCAAAAACCAUCCAGAGCUGUACAGGCUGUUAGAAGAUGACGAGACUCUGGAAGACUUUCUGCGCCUACCGCCGGACCAGAUUCUGCUUCGUUGGUUCAAUUAUCACCUCAAGGCAGCCAACUGGAACCGGAGGGUGAACAAUUUCUCGAAAGACGUAUCAGAUGGAGAAAAUUACACGGUCCUCCUCUCCCAGCUUAAGCCCGAGUCGUGCGAUCGCAGGCCGCUGCAGGAACGCGAUCCGCACCAAAGAGCCGAGAUGGUGCUGCAGCGCGCGGAUGCUAUCGGCUGCCGAAAAUACCUUACCCCAGGCGCCAUGGUGGCCGGCAAUCCAAAGCUGAACCUGGCCUUUGUCGCGCACUUGUUCAACACAUGGCCGUGCCUGGAGCCGCUCGAAGAAGCGCCACCGGUGGAGAUCGAGGACUUUGACGCGGAAGGCGAGCGCGAAGCCCGCGUGUUCACGCUUUGGCUCAACAGCUUGGACGUAGACCCGGGCGUGUAUAACCUCUUCGAGGACCUCAAGGACGGCACAAUCAUCCUGCAAGCUUUCGACAAAGUGGUUCCUGGCAGCGUGAUCUGGAAGCGCGUCAGCAAACCAAAGGAUGGCCAAGACCUGUCACGCUUCAAGAUGGUCGAGAACACCAACUACGCGGUUGAUCUCGCCAAGGCCAACGACAUGCGCAUCGUCGGCAUUCAGGGCGCGGAUAUCGUCGACGGUACAAAGACGCUCGUCCUCGGCUUGGUGUGGCAGCUGAUGAGGCUCAACAUCUCCAAGACCCUCGCCAGCCUUGGAAAAUCGGGCAAAGGCGUCUCGGAUGUCGACAUGGUGCAGUGGGCAAACGGAAUCGUCAAAGCGGCAGGAAAGACUAGCAACAUGCGCAGCUUCAAAGACCCCGGCCUCAAGAAUGCUGUCUUCUUCCUCGACUUACUCGACGCCUUGCGCAAGGGCAUCGUCGACUACUCACUUGUCACACAAGGUUGCACCGAAGAGGAGUGCAAGAUGAACGCCAAAUUGGCUAUCUCGAUCGCGAGAAAGCUCGGCGCGCUCAUCUUCCUUGUGCCAGAGGACAUUGUCGAACUACGACAGCGUCUCAUUUUGACAUUCGUGGGCAGCCUGAUGUCUCUUCAGGCGUAAGGGAUGGUUGUUUGACCGAGAGUAAGGUACCAAUGUGCUUGAAAAGAAUGCUGUGCUACA
This is a messenger RNA of Tilletiaria anomala UBC 951, 2033 nucleotides long. RefSeq names its product putative SAC6-actin filament bundling protein, fimbrin. The transcript has 4 exons. Bases 123 to 1973 code for a protein of 616 amino acids. Lineage: Eukaryota; Fungi; Basidiomycota; Exobasidiomycetes; Georgefischeriales; Tilletiariaceae. Gene Ontology annotation, molecular function: actin filament binding; calcium ion binding. The record is from RefSeq and is a predicted model, not a curated record. Gene Ontology annotation, cellular component: cytoplasm; actin filament bundle; actin filament. Gene Ontology annotation, biological process: actin filament bundle assembly; actin filament network formation.